Molecule: messenger RNA, 1086 nt
Organism: Syzygium oleosum
Lineage: Eukaryota; Viridiplantae; Streptophyta; Magnoliopsida; Myrtales; Myrtaceae
Product: GATA transcription factor 15-like
Exons: 3
Coding region: 281-733 (150 amino acids)
Biological process (GO): regulation of DNA-templated transcription
Molecular function (GO): sequence-specific DNA binding; zinc ion binding
Source: RefSeq, a predicted model, not a curated record
CGUCUCUCUCUCUCUCUCUCUCUCUCUACCGAGGAAAAUUAAUUUCCGUUGCCAUACCCACUCGUUGAGCCGUCACCAUUUCGUGCUUUGUGCUCUGUGCUCUGUGCUCCCUCUGCCAUUCCUUUCCCCCCUUCAUCACCCAACAUUCCUUCUUGAUCUCAUUCUCUCUCUCUCUUGGUCUCUCUCCCUCUUGAGAACCACCACCCUUUUGACCUUUCUCUCUUCUUUCGUAGCUCUUGGCUUUGUGAAAUCCUUUUGUCAAGAAAGGAAGAGCCCCUUCAUGGAAAGCAUGGCUCUCAGACAAAAGGAGUCAGGGGCCGAAGAAACGAGCGAGGCCAACAAGAAGUUUUGUGCUGAUUGCAAGACCACCAAGACUCCUCUGUGGAGAGGCGGCCCUUCUGGUCCCAAAUCGCUGUGCAAUGCAUGCGGGAUAAGAUACAGGAAGAAGAGGAUAUUGAGCAGAGCAACAGAGAGGAAGCGAGAGACACACCACCACCGGCAUUCCCACGUCAACACCACCACCAAAACUAGCAGUACCGAACCCGCAAAUGCUGGUACUGGGAAGGAUUUGAGUCACUCGUUGAAGAUGAGACUGGCGAUACUGGGCAAAGAUUUGUUGCUGCAGACGUCGUUUGUGAAGAAGCAGAGGUGCCAGAGGAAGAGGAAGUUGGGUGAGGAAGAGCAAGCUGCCGUUUCCUUGAUGGCCCUCUCUUGUGGGUCAGUCUCUGCCUAAACGGACAUAUGUACAGACAAAAUAGAAAAUCAAGUGAAUAGGUGGAGGCUGGAGAGGGGAAGUUUGUUCUUGUCCUUCUUGGGUUUUUUUUAGUUAGCUUUUUGGGGGUGGUUUUCUUGAAGAUGGUGAAUGGAUAGCCAUCCUUAGAUAUGUUCUCUCUGUUUAUGCCCUUUUCUUCAGCAGGGUUUUUAGGAGUAGAUGAAGAGAGGGGCAAUAGGAAACAUGAAUUUUGGGAGGUGUGUAAUGCCCUCAAGUUAGCAUUGACAUCUAACAGUGUAAAUAGUAGGAUUAGGCCAUGUAUCCGACGAGACAAUGAAGUCGCACCUAUUUACACCCUGACUUUCUUUUGUAUC